Molecule: messenger RNA, 1120 nt
Organism: Labeo rohita (rohu)
Lineage: Eukaryota; Metazoa; Chordata; Actinopteri; Cypriniformes; Cyprinidae
Gene: crhbp
Product: corticotropin releasing hormone binding protein
Exons: 7
Coding region: 57-1022 (321 amino acids)
Biological process (GO): hormone-mediated signaling pathway; negative regulation of corticotropin-releasing hormone receptor activity; negative regulation of corticotropin secretion
Molecular function (GO): corticotropin-releasing hormone binding
Source: RefSeq, a predicted model, not a curated record
GAGCUCUCGGAAUUCUUCUCUUAUUGCGCAAAUCUUCGCGGACAGACGGCACGGAGAUGUCGGGCACUUUGCGCGCACAGCUGUGUUUCCUCCUGUUGAGCGUCACGGCUCUCCGGGGACACGCGCGCUUUCUGGACAUACAGGAAAACGACAUCAGCCCGGAAGGAUUAUUAUCUCUGCUCAGCUCUGAACUAAAGCGAGAGUUACCAGAGGAGUUUGUGUACCGCCGAGCGCUCAGAUGUCUGGACAUGGUGGCUGUAGAGGGUCAGUUUACAUUUACAGCAGAACGUCCACAGUUAAACUGCGCCGUGUUUUUUAUCGGCGAGCCCAGUGACAUCAUUAGCAUCGAAUAUGAUUCGGUCAACAUCGACUGCAGAGGAGGAGAUUUCGUAAAGGUAUUUGAUGGCUGGGUGAUGAAGGGUGAGAAGUUUCCCAGCUCGCAGGACCAUCCUCUUCCUCUGUACGAGCGUUACUCCGAUUACUGCGAGACUGGAGUGACUCGACCAAUCGUACGGUCGUCUCAGAAUGUCGCCAUGCUGUUCUUCAGACUCCACCAAUCAGGAAGCAGCUUCACAGUAACGUUCCGCAAACUCAUCAAUCCAUUCCCCUGUAAUGUGGUCUCUCAGACCCCAGAGGGCAGUUUCACCAUGAUCAUUCCACAGCAGCACAGGAACUGCAGUUUCUCCAUCAUCUAUCCAGUGGAGAUCCAAAUUGGAGAACUCAGUCUCGGCCAACACAAUGAUCUCAAGCGGUCCAUUCUCGGCUGUGCCGGUUCUGGAGACUUCGUUGAGCUUCUGGGUGGAAACGGCAUGGACACAUCCAAGAUGUUCCCUAUGGCAGAUCUCUGCUACUCCUUUAAUGGACCAGCUCAAAUGAAGGUCGGCUGCGAUAACACUGUGGUCAGAAUGGUGUCGAGCGGGAAGUUCGUAAAUCGAGUUAGUUUCCAAUAUCGGCUACUGGGCCACCAAGAGCUUCAGCAGAUGAAGGGCAACAGCGUUGAAGACGUGUGUUUAAGAGCAUAAGACCCUCUCUCUGUUCCCUGCUCUUGUUCAGGGGGAUGCCAAACUAAUUGAGUUUGAGCCUUUGUAUAUUUUCCUUAUUAAAAGAAUUAUUUAUUUUU